Messenger RNA from Folsomia candida, 1494 nucleotides. RefSeq names its product acyl-lipid (8-3)-desaturase. Gene Ontology annotation, cellular component: membrane. The transcript is spliced from 7 exons. Gene Ontology annotation, molecular function: oxidoreductase activity, acting on paired donors, with oxidation of a pair of donors resulting in the reduction of molecular oxygen to two molecules of water. Gene Ontology annotation, biological process: lipid metabolic process. The coding region runs from base 2 to 1243 and encodes 413 amino acids. The record is from RefSeq and is a predicted model, not a curated record. Lineage: Eukaryota; Metazoa; Arthropoda; Collembola; Entomobryomorpha; Isotomidae.
UAUGGCUCCCAACGCACAUCCGCCACAAAUUACGAGUGCUUCCUCAGUAAAGGAAAUUCUCUACGAAGGAGAUUACUACGAUGUGACAAACUUUAUUAAGCAGCAUCCCGGCGGCUCAAUUAUUGAAUUCUAUGUCGAACAUGGACAAGAUGCCACCCACGCGGUUCAGCAGUUUCACCAACGUUCCUCCAAAAAAGUCAAGGUCAUGAUGCAAUCAUUCCCGAAACGUGAAGCGACCGACAGGCAGGUUGUCCUUGGAACCGAGAAGCUGAAAAGACACCGCGCCCUCACGGAAGAUUUUAACACGCUAUAUCUCGAACUGGAAAAGGAGGGAAUGUUCAAACCUUCUUAUUUGCAUAAUAUUUAUCGCAUCUUGGAAGCCAUCGCGAUCGGAUAUCUUGGAUAUUUGCUCAUUUUUUCACAAUUUUAUACGGUGAAAUUGUUGGGCUGCUUGCUUCUCGCCUUGGGGCAGAGUAGGACCGGCUGGAUGAUGCAUGAAGCCGGCCAUAAUUCGAUGACUGGAAACCCCAAGGUGGACAAAGUCUUGCACAAAAUAAUUUGCGGGACGGGUGUCGGGAUGUCGUCGACUUGGUGGCAGAAGGGUCACAAUCGCCACCACGCGAUGCCACAACGCCUCCACCGCGACAUUGAUCUGGACACUUUACCCCUGAUUGCGACUAAUGUUGCGAUCGUCGGAGAGCGGGAGAAAGGAUCGUUUCUUCUGCAGAAUCAGAUUUACUUUUACUUGACGAUUGACACCCUGCUGGCAGCCUUUGCUUGGCAAUUGUACCUUCAUCCGAGACACGUGAUUAAACAUCGAGACUACCUGCAGGCCCUCGCCCUCUUUGGGCAUUACUAUUUACUCCUGUAUCACUGUGGAUUUUUACCCUGGCUGAUAUCAACUUGGGCUUUGUCGAUCUUUAUGUUUGCACAUUUUGCCCUGUCACACACUUUUCUACCGUUAAGUGAAGAAAUCACACACUGGGUGGAAUACUCGCUCCUGCACACGGCCGAUAUCGAACAGCGACCCUGGUGCAAUUGGUGGAUGGGAUAUUUAAACUAUCAAGUGGAGCAUCACUUGUUUCCAACCAUGCCAAAUUUUCGCCAUCCUCAAAUCAAGGAUAGGGUUCGAGCACUGGCGGAAAAACAUGGCCUUAAAUAUUACGUGUUUUCAUAUACAGACGCUAUCUACAGGUCGUUCAAGAAUUUGCGAGAUGUUUCACAACAAUUAAAGGAAUCCUGAAAGAAGACGGAUUUCUGAAAAUUGACUAGUAAAUAAUCUGUUCAUUUUAAACUUACUCUCCGUGGAGGGGUAAAGAUAUUCAUAGCAAAUAAAAUAAAAUUAUGUUGAUGUUUUCAUCGUGUGAUAAGUUAAAUGAGUUAACGUCGUGUCCAUCAUGUCUGUCAAUAUGUAUUUACAUACGUAAUAAAAAUUGAUGUGAAUGUGCACGCUUAAUAAAAAAGCAUGUAUCUAUCUGAUUAAUAAAAGGAAUC